This is a messenger RNA of Dreissena polymorpha, 4362 nucleotides long. Its product is annotated as deoxynucleoside triphosphate triphosphohydrolase SAMHD1-like. Gene Ontology annotation, biological process: dGTP catabolic process. Gene Ontology annotation, molecular function: dGTPase activity. The transcript has 31 exons. NCBI's taxonomy places the organism in Eukaryota, Metazoa, Mollusca, Bivalvia, Myida, Dreissenidae. The record is from RefSeq and is a predicted model, not a curated record. Bases 872 to 3901 code for a protein of 1009 amino acids. Gene Ontology annotation, cellular component: nucleus.
CUUCGAAUAAUGAUCCUCCAUAUCGUUGCUUGUACGGUGAUUUGAAUUCGUUUUUCAACCUAAAGUUGGCGCAGAAAACUCGGAUUAUGUGUGCAAAUAAUCUACACAGUAUAAACGCAAAACGAUACAAAUAUGCUGUGACGCAUUAAACAUUGAAUAAUACGAUAUAGACAGUUUACAUGACAUGCAAUUACACCAAUCAAUAUCACUCACUGUUUGGGUAUGCAUUGAAACUAAACCCGUGCGUGAUUGUUAUUACCAUAAACAAGAAGUAAGGGCAGAAUAAGAAAAACUUAUAUUUCAGCUCCUAUCAAUUGAUAUAAUUUGAAACCUGACCUUCAAACAAAUCAAUAUUCGUGGAAACGUGAUCGUGCAGCUUAUUAGACCAGCCAAACACGAGGUGAACGAGUGAUAUCCAACAAUACACAUCGCGUGAUCAUAUAUGGUGGUAUAUCAAAUAUCGCGUGGUGAUAUAAGACGGACAUUUUAUAGCCGCGCCUGUUGUAGAUGUGCAACUUGCAUAGUUUCACACCUCUUAAAAGUUUGAUGUACCACGUCGCAUAGCUCAAUAAUAAUACGGAAAUAAUGCUUUUAUACCAUUGUAUGAACAAAGAAAAAACAUUAUCUAACCAUUUAGUAUAAUAUCUAUUAUCACCAGUUUGAUGUACGUGAGUGAAUAUAAUCUUGAAGAAAUACAAUUCAUGUAUACAAGUGUGUGGCCUUCAACUACUAUUUUAUCUGUUCGUGCAUAUUUCAAGUGAUACUUCAAGUGUGAUACUUGUCUUAUUUGGAGAGCAACCAUACAAAAGUAAAACGACAUGGAAAAAACAUGCUUAAAAUAACAAAAUAGAAAGUGAUAACGAUUUCAAUCAUGGCUUCUGCACAACAACAUCAUGGAUUGCCAAACCGGCCUUCUAGGAUCAGCUUGGAAAACAGAGAAAGAAGUUCUUGCAAACCAGAGGCGUACUUGCACAAGGUUUUCAACGACCCAGUUCAUGGUCAUAUUUCACUUCACCCGCUGUGUGUGAAGAUCAUAGACACGCCAGAAUUUCAGAGACUGAGGUUUAUAAAACAACUUGGUCCUGUUUACUUGGUUUACCCCGGAGCUGCACAUAACAGAUUCGAACAUUCACUUGGGGUGUGCUAUUUAUCUGGUCGAAUCAUAAAGACUCUUCAGAAACGGCAGCCGGAGCUUAAUAUUUCCGACGAAGAAGUUCUUUGCGUGAUGAUUGCUGGGCUAUGCCACGAUUUAGGUCAUGGACCAUUGUCACAUUUGUUUGACCAAAGGUUCAUUCCCUCUGUGUGUCCCGAUAUAACAUGGAAGCAUGAAGAAGCAUCGGUUACGAUGUUUGAUUACAUGAUAACAGAAAACCAUUUGGAAGGCGAAUUUGAAAAAUACAACAUCAAUAAAGAAAAGAGGCAUUUUAUUAAGAAACUUAUUGAAUGUAAACCUGAGAAGAACAGCGAUGAAAGCAAGGGGUAUUUCUACGAGAUCGUUUGCAACAAACGAAACGGGAUUGACGCAGAUAGAUGGGACUACUGCACAAGAGACUGUUUACUGCUUGGGAUUCGAACCAACUUCGAUCAUAAGCGCUGCAUGAAAUUCGUUCGUGUUAUUGAAGUAAAAGAGAUAAACAAAACGGAACGACAACUUUGCUUUCGAGACAAAGAGAAUGGCGACUUCUAUGACCUGUUUUAUUUACGGGCGAAGCUCCAUCGUCAGGCCUACCAGCAUAAAACAACUUUCAUCAUAGGUGAAAUGAUCGUUCAGGCUUUGAUUAAAGCGGAUGAGCAUCUUAAGUUCGAAGGACAAGGCGGCAUUAUGAAAAAAAUGAGCGAAGCUAUCGGCGAUAUGAAAGUGUUGAGCGCAUUAACUGACGAAAUCUUCAAUGUGAUACUGAACUCAUCAGCACCGGAACUAAAAGAGCCCAAAGAACUCCUUCACAAAGUUGUAUCUCGAGAAUUACCCAAAUGUGUAGACGAGAUACACUUAGAAUACAUAUGGGUUGCGGCGGAAACCAUCAGCGAGCUAAAAAAAGCAAUGAAAAUCGGAGACACGGAAUAUCGUAUUCAGAUUGCAAGCCUGGACUUUGGGAUGGGCACGGACAACCCAAUAGAGAAUAUACGUUUCUACAGCAAACACAAUCUCAAUAAUGCAUCACGUGACAAAACAAAAGUAUUCCCACCAGUGCGUUUCAAGGAAGAAAUAAUUCGUGUCUUCUCUACUAAAAGAGACCAUCAAUCUUGUAAACGUGUCAAAGAGGCAUUUCGUGCGGCAAUACAACAAAUUAAAGAGAGAAUGAUGAACCCCGUGGAAGUAACAGCGAAUCGUGUCAUUUAUCAGCGGGUUAAAGCCACGGAAGAGGAAGGACUUCAUGGAGGGUCAGGACAUUUACAGGAUGUAGGACUUAGUGAACUUGCUGCUUCCGGACUUGGCUCAGGUGCACCCAACUUGGGCCCAGCACAUACAGACAAACUGCCAGAGUUGGAUCCGCAGAACUAUAAGGUUUUCAACGACCCAGUUCAUGGUCAUAUUUCAAUGCACCCGCUGUGUGUUAAGAUAAUAGACACACCCGAGUUCCAGCGAUUACGUCGCAUUAAACAAAUUGGUGCUGUUUACUUUGUUUACCCUGGCGCAUCCCACAACCGCUUUGAACAUUCACUUGGAGUGUGCUACCUGGCUGGUCGUACUGUAAAGAAACUACGAAAACAACAACCUGAUUUAGGAAUUACCGAUGAAGAUGAACUGUGCGUCCAAAUUGCUGGAUUGUGUCAUGAUUUAGGACAUGGGCCAUUUUCGUCCUUGUUUGAGGAACGUUUUGUUCAAGAAAUGCAGUCAAAUUGCAACUGGACGCACAAAGUAGCUGCGAUACAAAUGUUCAGCCAUUUGAUCAAAGAGAACAAAUUAGAACCCGAAUUUGUCACAUAUGGAUUGACAGAUGAUGACAUCGAAUUCAUCAAGGAAUUACUCAAUGUAAAAUCUGACAAUCAGGACGCAGAAUGGAAAUAUAAAGGCAGAACUGAUUCCAAGAGAUUUCUGUACGAGAUUGUGACUAACGUGCGCAAUGGGAUUGAUGCAGAUACAUGGGAUUCAUGUGCGCGUGAUUGCUUGAUGCUCGGAAUGAUCAGCAGAUUUGAUCACAAACGAUGCAUUAAAUAUAUCCGCGCGAUUAAAGUGAACAACAGAUAUCAGAUCUGUUUCCGAGACAAGGAAAAACGGGAUUUAGACGAGCUGUUCUUCAUUCAGGCGAAACUGAAAGACAUGGCUUAUCAACAUAAAACAACGUUCAUCGCAGGCGAAAUGAUUGUCGAAGCGUUAAGAAAAGUCAACGCUCUUAUUAUGUUUAAAGGAACAGACGGAACAGACAAAACGUUGUUUGAAGCUAAAGACGACAUGAACGCUUUUUGCGCUUUAACCGACGAUGUUAUUACUCAAAUAUUGAACCUACCGUAUCCAAAACGGGAAGAGCUCGAACAUUUGAGGUCAACGCAAGAACCUGACCCAUCGCGUAUUCAAAUACUCGUCGAAGGGGAAACAACAUGGAAAGAAGCAAGAAAACUAUUGCAAAAUGUUCUGUUACGAAAACUUUACAAAUUUGUUGCUGAGAUUAAACCACCCAGUGUUGAAGAGUUUAAAAGCCAACUGGAUACAAAAAUCGCUGAACGCGGCCUUUCCUCAAAUGACAUUAUGUGUCAGUUCGUUGAGGUGGAUUAUACGCCCAACGUGUGGAAUACCGUUGCUUUCUAUAGCAAACACGAACCCGAUUUUGCAACAGUCCAAUUGAGAGUCUCGAAGUCGCAUUUAAAAGAACAUAUUUUUCGAGUGUUCUGUAAAAAUGAGCAACAUUUUGCAACUUUGAAGGAAAUAACACAAGAUCUGAAGCAGCAGUUGCCACGUUAACCUGAGGAGAAAGGCCCACAUUCGGAUAUAAAUUACAGGAUUAAUAUAGCGUAUAUACAACACACACACAUUAAAAAAACUAACUACUUGGUCAAAACAGAAUAUUUUCCUCGUGUGUUUUUCACACACAAAAUACUAGCGACAUGCAUGGAUAUAUGUUUUCCGAUUAUGGUGAAACAAGUAGAGAAGAAGCGUGGCGUUUAAGCUGUGUAAAACGUUACUUGUGUAUAUAAAAAAAAUACAUAUAAGACCAGUGACUUUUGUAUUACAUUAUUGUAAUAUAUAAAGUAUUCACUAUUGUAUGUGUGGCACACGGAACACUAUUUUAAACCGCACACAUGUUUAUGGAUAUAUGUUAUGUCUGCAUUAUCAAUGUUUGUGUGUUGCAAUAUCGAAGAAAUGUUUGUGUAUAUGUUGGUGAUUGAAAGUCUCAUGUAGUGUUAUUAAAGGUUGAAGUUGUA